Molecule: messenger RNA, 1009 nt
Organism: Oreochromis niloticus (Nile tilapia)
Lineage: Eukaryota; Metazoa; Chordata; Actinopteri; Cichliformes; Cichlidae
Exons: 2
Coding region: 56-844 (262 amino acids)
Source: RefSeq, a predicted model, not a curated record
AGUCCGUACCAUACACCUCCAAAUCAGCACUGAAACCUUAGAAACAACCACAGCGAUGGAGGACACACACCCAUUUGAGCGAUUCAUAGAUUUUUACUUUGAGCUUGGACUAAACUAUAAAGACAUUAAAACUUUGCUUUGCAGUAGACACAGUUUUCAUAUAAGCGAAAGACAUCUGAAGAGAGUUCUUAGCACAAGGGGACACACUCGUCACAAAGCGUACUCUGACCUGGCCGUCUUGGUUGAAUUUAUUGACAACCAACUGCAGUACUCUGGGCAGCUUCAUGGAUACCGAUGGAUGUACACUAAAUGCAGGGAACAUGGACUACGCGUGAGGAAAGAGGAUGUGCACUUGGUCUUGAAGGAGCUGGAUCUCCGAGGUGUCGCACUGAGGCAAGCAAGACGUUUCAGGCGAAGGAACUAUUUUUCAAAAGGGCCGAACUUCAUCUGGCACAUGGACUCAUACGACAAACUGAAGCCAUAUGGCAUCUGUAUCAAUGGUAGUAUUGACGGUUUCUCGAGAAAAAUAAUCUGGCUUAAUGCGUACACAACAAAUAGUAAUCCGAAAGUGAUCGGGGGGUAUUACAUAGAAGCGGUGCAGCGUUUAAAGGGCUGCCCUAGAGUUGUGAGGGGCGAUCUUGGAACUGAAAAUGGCCAUGUUAGAGGCUUUCAGCGUUUCCUUGUGCCCGUGGCUCCUAACGACACCCUUGAGAGUUACUUGGAGGGAGCAAGUACCGCCAAUCAAAGGAUUGAAUACUGGUGGCGUUUUCUUCGCAGCCAGUGUCUGGAGUUCUGGUUAUCCUUAUUUGCAGACAUCAGAGACAACGGGUACUUUGAUGGAUGAGCUGGAUGACACUGCACAGGUUUGGAAUGCACACUCCAUCAGGCCAUCAACAAACAUCAAUAUCCCCAGUGGUCGACCUAAUGUAAUGUAUACAUUACCUGAGCUCUACGGGACAAGAGACUUCCUUUGCCCCACUGAAGAAGAACAUGUUGAAAUGUGUAAAAC